AUGGACGCACUGCUCGGCGGCCUGGGUCUGAGCCUGGGCGGCGCACAACAACCGAAAGCUAUGUGUGGUUCCAUCUUUGAGCUCCAGGACAAGCUGCGAGCUGCUCUUCAAGGGCAUGUAACCGAAACCCGCGCCGACUUCAUCGCAGAGACAUUCCAGAUCCGGUCGAAUGCUGUCUUCGAGAUCCCCGUCAAUGAAAACGAGAACGAAGCUUCGGAGAACGCGUCAAGCAUCGAUCCAUCGCUUGGAGAAGGGGUGCGCGCCAGUGUUGGGCCUACAGUUAUUGGCAGUGAUGGACAACCCGCGCGUCGAGUCAAUGCUAGUGACGCUGUCAUCAAUCAACCGGCAGACGACAAUGCGGUUCAGAAGCUUGUGGCUAGCCAUAUCACCACAUCGCUAGGUCAGAUUGAUGGGAGUCGGUGGGUGGUACGGGCUGUUGCACGGACCGAUCAGGGCUGGGCUUUCAGCUACAUUUGCAAGGACUCAUGGCAGUCAUGGAGUCGGCAAGCUGCGAAGACCCCCGCCAAGACCGUUAUUAGUGAAUGGAGCGAGAAGGGUGGACAGGAUCCUAUCCAUCUUUCUUUCGAUUGCAGAGGGUGCUUGAAGAUAUCCUUUCUUAAGUCAUCGCGGACCAUCGAUGUUAAGUACGAACACUCACCGCUUCACAAGACUGUUGGACAACUGAUUGAGCUUCUUGCCCCUCCGCCAGUUGCUCCUGUCGUAAAGACACCAGAAAAUAAACCGAAAGAACCCAGAGCCCCAAGGCUACGCAAAGAGCCGAGAGCGCCAAAGGAAACCAAGACAAAAACAUCACGAUCGAGGAAGAGAGCUGUAGGAGAGGAUGGUCUUCCAGUGGAGGAUUCAUCACAGCCAAAGAAGCGGCGAAAGAAGAAGGACUCUACGGCCCCAGCUGGUCCGGUUGGCGACCCUUCUGAGCGACAGCUCUACAACAAUGAAGUCUACGGUGCUAACAAUGCUCAGCCGAACGGAGACUACGCCGAUCCGGUGCCCCCGGUCUUCAACCUCCCACCAGGCGAGCUGGAGAGAAGGCGGGAUGUUGCUAACAAAUUACUUACUGAUGCUGGAAUUGACCCACAGACCUUGUCGACUGAGCAGUUUAACAUUUUUGCAAAUCAGUCGCCAGAUUUGCAGAAGGAUUCGCUGGCUAUGCUUGUGAAGUAUGGCGCGGAGAGACUGCGAAUUGUACAUCCUACCAAGGACGGGGCAAAUUCAGAGCAAAGCACACCAUCCCAAAGCCCUCCAGUCCAGGUGCCAGCCUCAAGGACGCCCAAAAAGAGGUCGCGGAAAAAGAAGUCGGAGGCAGAGCUCCAGCCAGAAGAGGCUGUUGCACCUGUUGCCCCUAUUGCACAUGUCUAUUCCGGCGCGGUGGAAGGCAAGAAACCCCCACGUGCGCGACCUGUGUGUCAAAAUUGUCUCGCUAAAGGUUGGGUGUGCCACUAUUCCCACAGAAUACGGGGCAAGGAGUCGAAUGUCGGCCCAGAGGCAUUGGCUGCACCAAGUGUACCAGAGCCAGGCCCCGUUGCUAUUUCAGACGAUGAACCUGAAGAUUUAGGGUCACCUGGAUUUCACACCGAGCCUGCCGAAGACCACCAAGCCUCCCAAGAGCUUUCGCCAGACUCAAUUGAAGAAGCGCCAGAACCAGUGGCUCAUGACUUCCCUCAUCAAAUCGAAUCACCCUCCGAUACCUUCUCUCAAGCUCACGGGUUAUAUCACCACUCUUCAGGGCUAACCUUCCCUCAAACUUCCACAACCCAUACAGAACUAGCACAGCCAAGCAUAACCUCGGCACCUGUGGAACCUGCCCCAAUGGAGUAUAUCACUCCUCCGGUACUAGAACCUGUUGCUCCGACUAUACCUGAGUUUACGUAUCCGGAAAAUCACAACACAAUGCCCCAGCCGCAGCACACGAGGGUGGUAGAACCACCCUCGAGGCCGAGAAGAAGCCUGCCAACUAGCCAGCCCUCUCAUCACAGCAACACUCAUACCGCCAGUCUCAGCAAUCAGACAAGCCAAAUAAGUGCUUGGUCUGCUCCUGCUCCUGCUCCAGCUCCAGCUCCAGCUCCAGCUCCAGCUCCAGCUCCAGCUCCAGCUCCAGCUCCAGCUCCAGCUCCAGCUACAGCAAUGCCAACUCGGACUUCACCAAGACAGCAUAGAAGUAAGAGGUCUGCUCCAGUUUACCAAGGUUAUGACGACCUGCGACAACAGCAACCGUCUGCUUGGACCAGUGCCAACUGUCCUGCGGCCACACAGCCUGCUCAAGCUGCACACACUUCUCCCUACCAGUCGGCGGCACAGCUUUCUCCGGCCAAGAGUCGGCAGAGCAACCGAUCUCAGACCCCUGUGAACAAUGCCUCGCGCCAGCCUCAGCCGACGCAGUCAGUGACAAAUACCUCGGGUUACUCUGCUACUCAGUCCUCACAACAGACAACUCAGCCAGAUUCGACGUCGACCUCGACACAGGGCUACAACUACAACCAGUACUCGAACACUGCCAGCGCAAGUGCUUCAAGAGCCGAUUCGUCUAAUGACCGCAUAGGCUACCAGCCCUAUUCCAGCACACCGGCAGCGCCAAGUACGAACACGGCCUCCUUCUCCAACUUUGACAAGGCGCUCGAGAAUUAUAAUCGAACAAACCACAUGACCUCAUCAACCAGUCAUUCGACACCGGUAUCCCAGAAUGUAGCCUCCUCUUACACCACAACGGCAGAUGUCACACCCAGCGCUUCCCAAUGGGGAACUACUUCGACUUCUCAGACCCGGAACUCUCACAACUACAACGCCAAUCAAUCUGCUUCCAGCAAAAACUCUUACACCCAACAAUCACAGGCAGUUCAGGGGUUUAACAUGCGUCCUCAGCCGCCAACAAUGCAGACUAGGAGCUCAACGGCGACGUAUGCGCAGCAAUCUCAGCAGCAUCACCAGCAGCAGGCACAGCGUCAUCAGCAGCAACAGCAGCACACCCAACAACCGCAACAACAAACCCAGCAGCAUCAACAGCAGAGUUAUAAUACGUACUCUAACCAACCGCAGCAGCAUACGAGUAACAAUCAGCAGCAGAAUUGGUAUGGUUUUCAGAGUGGGAAUAAUGCCUCGUCGGCGUACAGCUCUGCGACUGCGGCGGCGGCUGGUGGGAGCGGGGGUUACUCGGGAAGUGGGGGGAGUCAUGCUCAUGGGGGAGGUCAUGGGGGACAAAGUCAUGGGCAGCAGCAUCGGUCGAUGAAUUUGUCGAGUCAUACUUAUAGCAGUAUUGAUGGGGGGGAGCAGGCGUUGUAUGAUUUGUUGAGAAAUAAUCCUACAGGGUAG
Molecule: messenger RNA, 3324 nt
Organism: Podospora anserina S mat+
Lineage: Eukaryota; Fungi; Ascomycota; Sordariomycetes; Sordariales; Podosporaceae
Exons: 3
Coding region: 1-3324 (1107 amino acids)
Source: RefSeq, a predicted model, not a curated record